Molecule: messenger RNA, 789 nt
Organism: Papaver somniferum (opium poppy)
Lineage: Eukaryota; Viridiplantae; Streptophyta; Magnoliopsida; Ranunculales; Papaveraceae
Product: MLP-like protein 28
Exons: 2
Coding region: 206-682 (158 amino acids)
Biological process (GO): defense response
Source: RefSeq, a predicted model, not a curated record
CUAGGAGACGGAACCCAUUUCCGUGCUUCCAGUAGCUGCUCUAGUCAGUCUCCGAGGAUAAUUGAUAUUCAAGAAGAAAAAAAGAAACCGGAUCAUAUUCUUUAGUGAUAUAUUUACAUAAACAUAAUCUUGGGAUAUAUAAAGCAAACAACAUUUUCAUUUGCUUCACCGAGUGACCAAACCUUGAGAUUGAAUUUACAGCAUAAUGGCUCAAAUUCGUAACAUUGAGGUUGAACUCAAAGCUAAGUGCUCGGCAGAGAAGUUUUACGCUAAUCUGACUCGUGAUGCACCAAAGCUUCCAAAAUAUGUUCCUCAGAUAAUCCACAAUGUCCAAGUUUUCCCUGUAGAUGGUGAAGUUCGGGUGGGAAGUGUAUUUGUUUGGGACUAUGUACAGGAUAAACCUUCUGCCGUCAUGACCAAAGAGAAGAUAACAGCGGUGGACCAUAAAAAAAUGUCAGUAACGUGCACAGUUUUUGAAGGAGAACUCACAAAAGGUUUCACAAGUUUUGCUACCACACUUUCUAUCACUCCAACAAAGAAGGACGGGAGCUAUAACUGCCUUGUGAAGUGGUCUGUACAAUAUGAGAAAGCGAAUGAAGAUGUCACUGAUCCAACAUACUUAAAGAAAUGGCUGGAAAAUUUUACCAAGGAAUUGGAUAUCAAUUUGGUCAAGGAAGAAUAGAUAAGGUUGAUCUCCCUAUAUAUAUGUGUGUGUGUUAAGUCAUACCUGUUGCAUGAAGCUACGUGUUUGUGCUUGAUGUUUAAAUUAUAUUAGACAUCUAAAUAAAG